AUGUCUGUCUCGCGCAUCAGCAACUCUGCCCUUCGGGCCUCCAUGCGCGCUCCGGCCUUCAAGUCGACCGCUUUCGCCGGCCUGCGAUGCUACUCUGCGAAGACCCAGACGCUCAAGGAGCGCUUCGCCGAGAUGCUCCCCGAGAAGAUUGAGCAGAUCAAGACGCUCCGAAAAGAGCACGGCUCCAAGGUCAUCGACAAGGUGACGCUCGAUCAGGUCUACGGCGGCGCCCGUGGCAUCAAGUGCCUCGUUUGGGAGGGUUCCGUCCUCGACUCCGAGGAGGGCAUCCGAUUCCGUGGCAAGACCAUUCCUGAGUGCCAAAAGCUACUCCCCAAGGCGCCCGGUGGCAAGGAGCCUCUUCCCGAAGGCCUCUUCUGGCUCCUCCUCACCGGCGAGGUCCCCUCCGAGCAGCAGGUUCGCGACCUGUCCGCCGAGUGGGCGGCCCGCGCCGACCUCCCCAAGUUCGUCGAGGAGCUCAUCGACCACUGCCCGACGGACCUGCACCCGAUGGCCCAGUUCUCGCUCGCCGUCACGGCGCUCGAGCACACGUCGUCGUUCGCCAAGGCGUACGCGCAGGGCAUGAACAAGAAGGACUACUGGGGCUACACCUUUGAGGACUCGAUGGACCUCAUCGCCAAGCUGCCCAACAUCGCCUCGCGCAUCUACCAGAACGUCUUCAAGGGCGGCAAGGUGGCGCCCAUCCAAAAGGACAAGGACUACUCGUUCAACUUUGCCAACCAGCUGGGCUUCGGCGACAACGCCGACUUUGUCGAGCUCAUGCGCCUCUACCUGACCAUCCACACCGACCACGAGGGCGGCAACGUGUCGGCCCACACGACGCACCUCGUCGGCAGCGCCCUGAGCUCGCCCUUCCUGUCGCUCGCGGCCGGCCUCAACGGCCUCGCCGGACCCCUCCAUGGCCUCGCCAACCAGGAGGUUCUCAACUGGCUCACGGAGAUGAAGAAGUCCAUCGGCGACGACCUCAGCGACAAGGCCAUCACCGACUACCUGUGGUCCACCCUCAACGCCGGCCGCGUCGUCCCCGGCUACGGCCACGCCGUCCUCCGCAAGACGGACCCCCGCUACAUGGCGCAGCGCCAGUUCGCCCAGGAGAAGAUGUCCGAGGACCCCAUGUUCAAGCUCGUCAGCCAGGUCUACAAGAUUGCGCCCGGCGUCCUGACGGAGCACGGCAAGACCAAGAACCCGUACCCCAACGUCGACGCCCACUCGGGCGUGCUGCUGCAGCACUACGGCCUCACCGAGGCCAGCUACUACACCGUCCUCUUCGGCGUCUCCCGCGCCAUCGGUGUCCUUCCCCAGCUGAUCCUGGAUCGCGCCUUUGGUGCUCCGAUCGAGCGCCCCAAGUCCUUUUCGACCGACAAGUGGAUCGAGCUCGUCAAGAAGCUGUAA
This is a messenger RNA of Drechmeria coniospora, 1410 nucleotides long. RefSeq lists its product as uncharacterized. Gene Ontology annotation, cellular component: mitochondrial matrix. Bases 1 to 1410 code for a protein of 469 amino acids. The record is from RefSeq and is a predicted model, not a curated record. Gene Ontology annotation, biological process: citrate metabolic process; carbohydrate metabolic process; tricarboxylic acid cycle. The transcript is spliced from 5 exons. Lineage: Eukaryota; Fungi; Ascomycota; Sordariomycetes; Hypocreales; Ophiocordycipitaceae.